UGGUACCACUGGACUCCAAGCGAUGGAUUGGUUUUCUUGGCUCUCAAAAACUAGCCUGGACCCUUCCACUGCUUAUGACUAUGCCCUUACUUUUGCUCAAAACGAGCUGGAAGAAGAUGACAUAGCUCAUUUCAAUCAUGAAUUUCUUCAAAGCAUGGGCAUUUCUGUGGCGAAACACAGGCUCGAGAUUCUCAAAUUUGCAAGAAAAGACAAAACUAGAAGCCUACGUCCCCUGUUACGGCUUCUGAUUGCAGUCAAGCAAGCAAAGAACUAUGUUGCUAAGCAUAUUCGCGUCCGUGUCGGUCAGGAUAGCUCAGCUCAUACUAUGAUCCCAGUUCCACAGAUGAAUAAAAGUUCAAGAUGGAAGGCAGCUAUGCUGAGGGCGAAUAGGAAAUUGAUUCAGACAAGUAAGCGAGGUAGGCCUACGCUUCUUGCCAGUGGUACUAAUAGUAAUACUCCUCCAGUUGUGGCAGGUCAAGAAAUAUUGAUGCUCACAAAUGGAAGCCCUCUGGAGUCUGAUUCAAGUAGUAACAGUUCAUCUGACACUGACGUUCAAGAUUUCCAUUUUCACAAUGAAAAGUUGAACUGCAGUGAUGGUGAGUUUUGGUCGAAUGGUAUUGAAGAGCUCAAGUGGGAAACAAUGUUCCAAAAUCUGAAGCCCACAUGACGAUCCCAGUGCUUAUACAUCAUGUGGAAUUAAUUCUUUUGGCUCUUCCAUGCUCAAACUUGAGCAAUUUGUGUUCCAAAAUAAAAUGGUUUUGUCGUCUCCCUUUGCACGCCAUCAUGCCUCCUUACCGUUUCAGUAAUCGGAGAAUCACCUUGUAAUCAUAUCCGUACCAUACAUACCACGGGUAGUUCAUUUCCAAUUUUGCUCUUUCUUGUUUGGUCUGUAAUUAGCUUGGAAUUGACAAAAAUGGAUGAAGUCAGUUGCAGAUGUUUGGGUGCAGUAGCUUAGUUGCAACCCGUAACUUGUAAUGUUUCUUUAAUCUAGAUUAAUAUAAAUGUGAUGUUGUUAUCAA
This is a messenger RNA of Coffea eugenioides, 1019 nucleotides long. RefSeq lists its product as uncharacterized. The record is from RefSeq and is a predicted model, not a curated record. Gene Ontology annotation, molecular function: protein binding. NCBI's taxonomy places the organism in Eukaryota, Viridiplantae, Streptophyta, Magnoliopsida, Gentianales, Rubiaceae. Bases 23 to 667 code for a protein of 214 amino acids. The transcript has a single exon.